Aureobasidium namibiae CBS 147.97 is the source of this 975-nucleotide messenger RNA. Its product is annotated as Metallo-dependent phosphatase. The record is from RefSeq and is a predicted model, not a curated record. Gene Ontology annotation, molecular function: hydrolase activity. Bases 1 to 975 code for a protein of 324 amino acids. The transcript has a single exon. NCBI's taxonomy places the organism in Eukaryota, Fungi, Ascomycota, Dothideomycetes, Dothideales, Saccotheciaceae.
AUGACUUCUUCAGCCUCCACGUCACGUAUCCUGAUCAUCUCCGACACCCACGGCACCAACCCCAUCAACUCACCUCUGCCACCCGUCGACUUGAUCAUCCACUGCGGCGACCUAACCCAGGAAUCGAAACUCUGCGAGUACAACCAAGCAAUCUCUCUCCUCAAAUCCCUCGACGCACCCGUCAAACUCGUGAUCGCCGGUAACCACGACUUCACCCUCGACACACCCAUCUAUGCACAAAAGCUGAUCGAAGCUGGCCUGCAGCCACCUUCACAAGAUCAAGUCGUGAAGAAAACCUACGGCGACUUUGGCGAAGCAAGAGCAUUGCUGGCUGCACGGCGUGACGAUGGGAUUUUCUUUCUCGACAAAGGAACCCACGAGAUUGCACUCGCCAACGGUGUGACGCUAAAGGUCUUCGCAAGUCCUUGUACACCCUCCAAAGCCGGCGGUUGGGCCUUCACCUACGAUCCUGCUGAGCAGCACCACUGGAGCAUAAGCAAGGAUAUCGAUAUCGCCAUCACCCAUGGCCCUCCGCAGGGGAUUCUAGACCGCACUGACGAGGCAAAACGAGCAGGGUGUCCAGAUUUGUUUGCUGCGAUAGCGACAGUGCGGCCGCGUAUACAUUGCUUUGGCCACAUCCACGAAGCCUGGGGUACAAAACAAGUCGUCUGGCGAGAUGACAGCGGGACUCCACCAUCGCAUUUCACAGCCAUCAACAAUGACGCUUCGAAACUUAUUGAAAGUCUAGGCACCUUACGACCUGGAAAAUUCGACUCUGCAGAGGAGAAGAGAAGGAAAGAAGAGAAAGUAGAAGAGCUCGUAAAAAAAGGGUAUUGCUAUACCAGGGCAGAGGCGCAAAAGGGAGUGCAAACGCUGUUUGUUAAUGCAGCUAUCGAGGGUGGAUCCGAGGAGACUCGGCGCUUGCCUUGGAUAGUAGAACUCGAUCUACCACUUUCCACUUGUGUCACAGAAUGA